Molecule: messenger RNA, 2375 nt
Organism: Rhagoletis pomonella (apple maggot)
Lineage: Eukaryota; Metazoa; Arthropoda; Insecta; Diptera; Tephritidae
Gene: m-cup
Product: protein fem-1 homolog C
Biological process (GO): piRNA processing
Cellular component (GO): pi-body
Molecular function (GO): protein binding
Source: RefSeq, a predicted model, not a curated record
CUAUUGUCGCGAUAUACGCCGUGAAAUCGUUAAAAAAAUGCGAAAUGGUUGCGCUCCUCUAUUCAUUGCUUGUAAACGAGGCUGCGUUCCUAUAGCAGAGUAUCUGGUUACCGUGUGUGAGGCCGAUAUCGAGCAGCGUGGCCUCUAUGAGGUGCCAGAAGAUCGUACAUUUCAUUACGUCACACCACUCUGGUGCGCCGUUGUAUCUGGAAAAUUACCUAUGGUCAAAUAUUUAAUUCGCAUUGGCUGUGAUAUAAAUGCUACUUCAGAUUCAGGAUCAACACCAGUGCGUAGUGCUUGUUUCAUGACACAUGUUGAAAUUGUACAAUAUUUAGUCGAAGCGGGUGCUGAUAUCAAAAAGCCAAACAUGAAUGGCGGAACUUGUCUCAUAAAUUCUGUACAAUCGAUUCAAUUAUGUUUAUAUUUGAUUAAAAAGGGCGCUGAUGUCAACGCCAAGGAUAUACAAGAGAAGACUGCCCUACAUUACGCCAUACAGGAACAUAGAUUAGAAACUACAAAGCUAUUACUGGAACACGGUGCGGACCCAUAUGUAAAAAGUCGCUAUGGCGAUGAUGCAUUACGCACUGCUUGCAUUAAAGGAGCUAAUCAAAUUUUCGAUUAUUUGAAAACGCAUCUCGAAUAUUCGCCCGAGCGCAUUGCUGAGGCUCACGAAUUGAUCGGCUCAACGUUUUUGGAUGAACAUAAUGAAACCAGAGUGGCAAUACUUCAUUGGCGAUUAGCACAUCACAUACGAGCUUCACAUACUCCCUACCUAGAAAAACAGCCAAGAGUACCACUGCGUCCUGCAUAUGGGAAUGCCGUUGAAUUUACGACACUCGAAGAGCUUGACAAUAUUGCUACAGAUAUGGAUGCAAUGCGUAUACAAAGUUUGUUGAUUUGCGAGCGUAUACUCGGCAUAACGCACAAAGAUAUGCUCUUCCGUUUAACUUUUCGAGGCGCCUCUUAUGCCGACUCUCUACAGCUACAACGUUGCAUCGAUUUGUGGCGACUUUUGUUAGAAGUGCGGGUUACGCAUUGCUCCGUACUCCAUUUUGAUACAUGUUAUGCGGCUCAAGCACUAGUACGUUUAAUGAUCGACUUGCACGAACGCUAUAUGCGCAACAGGAAUCAACGUGCAAACGAAAUUUCACCUGCAUUGCUGCAAGGUGAAGCAAAUGCAGUGAAAGAAGAGCCUUUGCCACUGUUCGAAGAUGUAUUCGGCGUAUUUUGCCUACUAACCGAUACAAUCGCCGAUGCGCAAGAAUUGCUGCUAGUACGGCCAGUCUAUCGGAAGCAACAAGAAAAUUUCGAUCGCAUAUUAAAAUGUAUCGCUCAUUUAAUUUAUUUGUUAAUUAAUACGGCAAAUACGCAUGAGCAAAAAAAGUCUGUGUUCUGUGCGGUGCGAGAGCUUGUGCGAGCGAAUGUGCGCAGUGCUUGCACUUGCGACACGUUGUUACAUCUAUGUGUUUCACGCCUGAAUGUCAUAAAGAGUGGUUAUCUGAGCGAUGAGAAUAAUUUAACGAUUGUGUUUCCAAAUGCAAAUGUUAUCAAAUUGCUGCUUGACUGUGGCAUGAAUGUAAAUGCCAAAAAUGAGGCCAAAUCAACGCCAUUGCAUGUUGCCGUGCAACCUUACAAUUAUAGCAAUGAUAUAAUACUAUUAUUGCUAGAACACGGUGCAGAUUUAGACCAGCCAAAUAAAUCAGAUGAGCGACCAUUUAAUUUGAUUGUAAGCAAUCCAGCCAAUACGAUACCACUAAUGAAUUAUAUGAAUCUCAAGUGUCUAUCUGCUACAAUAAUAAGUAAAUACAAAAUUCCAUAUCGCGACCAAAUACCAAAAUUGCUUGAGGAAUUUGUUAAGCAACAUGAACCUUGAAGGUAUACGUAUAUGCCAAAGCAAAAUAUCUGAACGCAAAAUUUUUUUAAAGGCAUUUAAUAUAUAGUAUAUCACUACAAUUAAAACUAUACACCUCUAAUAACUAUGAAAGUCAUACGAACAACAUAAAAAAAUGAAAUGCGAAGCAAAAUUGAAAAAGUGAUAUGUAUUAUAUAUAUAUGUAUAAUUUGCUAUAUUUAUGUGAAUGCUUGUUGUGAGGAAAACGUUUGUAAAUGGUAGCAAAAGAAAAAUUAAUAGUUUGAAUCGAAAAGAAGAAAACAAGCUUGAUCUGCACAAGAAACGAGAUUUUCAUAAGUUAAAAACAUACAGGCAUAUGAAAAAAUGAAUAUUUUCAAAUUAGUUCAACGAUAAACUCAUAGUGUGAGCUAAUUAAAUCCAGGUAAUUAACAAAUUUUUGGUAUUAUCAUACAGGACAUAAGCGUAUACAUAGAUCUAUAGUACAUAAUUGUGCACAUAUAAAUACAAGUAUGUUUUCAAAAAC